GAAAUCUAUGGUUGGACAUGGUAAACGUGGCACGUGAGCAGGCCAGAAGUAGCCUGGAAUGCGCUAUUGCACUGAAGACGGUGAUCAAAUCUGACUGUUUCCUUGUUCCUGGAGGAGGGGUUGUGAGGAAAGUGGAAGCCUCCAUGUCCGAUGGACCAGAAGUUAUGGCAGUGGGAGUUGGUGUUGCGUCGAAGAGAUUGGAGCCGUUUGCUGGUCAUGCAGAUGGAGGAACAAGAGGCCGUGAAGCCAUUCGCGACGAAAAUGUCAUAAAUGGAGGUACGAGCAGCAGGUGGACGAGUUUUGCUCAAAACGAUGCGGAGAUCAGACGAGGUGAAGCUGCAAUAGCGGCUUGUUCUUCGUCUAUCGCGACUGCGAAUCGGAAACCAGAAGUCGUAAAUCAGAUACGAAGAACUACCCCUUCCACUACAACGAAGACAGUCUGCGUCGACGAGCCACAAGUAUUGCUUUCUAGAAAAGAGUUUUUGGCUGUCGAAGCCUUGGCGUGGAAGGCCGUUUACGAAUUGGGUGGUGGCGGUGGCACAUCACGGAUACUACAAAGACGCGUGUUGUUGAGACGCGCGAAACGUUUAGACCCAAGCCUGAGACCAGAACGCAUUUCCCCGUAUGCUCUAGUCUACACUUUUCAUGCGAUAAGCCACUUUCAAAAUUAUCUGCUGGUGCCGCAGGAUAAGCUGACAUUUCUUGCGGAAGAGAGCGGUAGUGUUGUUGAAGAUAAGGCUGAGCCCGAAGGCAGAAAUAUCGCGAAAGCGAACGACACGAUAUCUGCCUCCGCGUCAAAUUGUAUGGAAGGCGAGGACGGAAAAACAGGAGGUGGAGUGCCGUCUUCAAAGGUUGUUGUGCGAUCAACCGAUGACGAACGACGUGAAAUCCAAGGAACACCAGCAUCAAUAUCAUCAAAGCAUAUUUAUUUCGGUCGAGAAGGACGAGGAGGAGUGUCAUCCUCAUCCUCACCACAACAAAGUAUAGUUCUUCGUGGAGGCCCUAUGCUUCUGCAGGUGUGUAAAAAGGCACAGCACGAAGUGUGUCGAAAGGAUUUUGUAGGCCAGAACUUCAAAUUAGCCCUUGAGCUUGCCAAUCACUUAUCCGAUCUGAUCACUGGUCCACUGGCAGAUGGUAGUCCUGCCACAUCAUCCGGUACACGUACAACAAGCGAGGAUUCUCGGACCAGUUAUAUCCCACGAGGCAAAACGAAUAGACGAAGUCCAUCGAAAACACCAGUCGGAGUUGCCUGUCGAGACCUUUUGCGGUCUGUAUUUGACAAGAUACAGGAGUAUAUGGCCCUCUGUCGACGAAGUCAUCUGCGAGGUCUAGAUGAUGUGAAGCCGUCUGAUGUGUUCUUCGCAGUGAACGCAUAUGGAAGGACACAAGCACUGUUCCAGCAACCAUCUUUGGAGCAACCUUGGCAGCGCGGAAGUGGAAGUCGCGGAGCGCCUAAUACUAGCUCGACAAGUUUCAGGGCAACCGGAGAAGUUGGUAGGGAAAGUAGAGGCGUGACCACAACUUCAACAACUUCUAUGGAAACUAGUGCAACUAAACCAGCCAGUACAAGCGAAAGUGAAAGUGAAACCUCUGAUUCUUCUUGUGGUAGCACAACAGCGGAAGCUGAAGAGAAGGAGAAGGGCGUUCUCGACGAAGAUCAGGGUACAACUCUAUUAAGCAGUAGUAACGACGUAAAUGAGAAAAAAGUACGAGAAGCAGAUGUAGGGGCAGAUCAAGCAGGCCACGAAGAACAGAAGAAUCUUCAUGAGAUGAAAGCAUCUUCAUCAGACACAGUAAACAGUUCUUCAGGUUCAGCAGGUCCAACAACAACACCCCCACUCAUUUUUGCUGGCGAACGGCGUGCAUUCGUUGAGGGUUUGAUUUUUUUCGUUCCCCUAGUUCUCCGCGAUCUAGUUCACUUCACGCAGAACCAGCUAGUUGGAAUUCUCAAUUUAAGAGCUGUGCUUGGCGAUUAGUAUUUGUCGCUGUUGAUCUCCUCGAUUGAGGUAGAGCUGUUCUUGCCUAUUACUUAGUAUUUUUCGCUGUUGAUCUCCUCGAUUGAUUAUGGUCAGCUUUUUUCCAUCAUUCUCGGCAUCUUGGUCCCCUUUUCCCUUGUAUUCUCGUGAAAUACAAGGUAAAAGGGGUCAAGAUGAGGGGACCGCGAUGCAUUCUAGCGCACGCUAAAUUGAGGCACAUAACACGUUACCUGCAGUCUCCUGUCUCUCAUUUCCACUAGUAGGAAAUUAGACCAAGAACUCUACAACUUGGCAUUAUUUAUUACGCUACAGUGUUAUACUUACUCUACAGUGAUGUUAUAGGAUGCAUAAGCACUGCUUGGCAUUUACUCUACAGUGUUAUAGGAUGCAUAUUUACUCGUCUUCGAAGAAAAGCGUAUGCGCAGAUCUCGAAAUUCCUGGAUAUCGAAAAAGCGCUAGCGCUUUGUGA
Messenger RNA from Amoebophrya sp. A25, 2445 nucleotides. Lineage: Eukaryota; Dinophyceae; Syndiniales; Amoebophryaceae. The record is from the annotation of a GenBank genome assembly.